UAACAUCUUGCUGCACUGGGACAUUUACUGAUACUUGCCUCUUGCAGUGGGACUGAAGUUGAAUUCUGUGGACCCAACAAUGAGCAUUGACUUGAAAUACUUGGGUGUGCAGCUUCCUCUUUCCUACUCCAAUUACUCUUUGUGGAGCUAUCCAGGAACCAAUCCCAAUUCUCCAGAUACCGGAUUUCCUUUUGUUUCCAGGACAGGGAAGACAAAUGAUUUCACAAAGAUCAAAGGCUGGCGAGGGAAGCUUCAUGGUGCUUCUAGAAAUGAAGGUGGCAGUUCAGAAGGUUCCCUGAAGAAUCGCUCAGCGUUCUGUAGUGACAAGCUGGAUGAGUACCUGGAAAAUGAAGGGAAAUUGAUGGAAACGAGUAUGGGAUUCUCUUCCAGCACUCCCACUUCUCCUGUGGUGUACCAGCUUCCCACUAAGAGCACUAGCUACGUGCGAACUCUCGACAGUGUUCUAAAGAAGCAGGCUACCAUAAUCCCAUCAACAUCUUAUUCAUUGAAGCCUGUUUCUUUAUCAUCUACCUCUAGGAAGACAAAGACUCAAAGUAGACAGACAUCUACAAACAGUAGGGCAAAAUCAUCUUACAAGCCUAUACUGCCUUCACCUUUUUCUGGAAGGCAGAAACAGAACUCUUCAGCAUUAGGGGAGAAGGCUGCUAAGCCUGCCUCAGACAGCAGUUUGACUAACCAAGCAGACAGUUCUACAGCACCAGCUGUGGAUGAAAACACACUUCCAAAACAGAUCAGCUUGCCCCAAGCAGCACAGCAGCAACAAGGAGCUCGUCCACCAGGUCUGUCUAAGUCUCAAGUGAAGCUAAUGGACUUGGAGGACUGUGCUCUGUGGGAUGGCAAACCACGGACUUACAUUACGGAAGAACGAGCAGAGAUCUCUCUGGCAACCCUGCUUACAGCUCAGGCUUCUCUCAAAAAUAAACCUAUCCACAAAAUAACAAGGCGACAGGCACCUCCUUGCAACAAGGAGUUCUGCCGACUGGGUUGUGUUUGUGCCAGUCUGGCCCUGGAGAAACGUCAGCCCACCCACUGCCGCAGGCCAGACUGCAUGUUUGGUUGCACCUGCUUGAAGAGGAGAGUGUUGUUGGUGAAGGGGGGAACAAAACAUAAGAAGAUCAUGAAAAAGGCUGUGCUCUAUGGAACACAAGAAGAGCUAGAGGAUGAAGAUGCGGAGGAAGAGGGUGAUGGAGAGGAAGAUGAGCUGAAGCAGAAAGAUAAGAAGAAGAGAAAAAGGGCAGAGUACA
Merops nubicus (carmine bee-eater) is the source of this 1265-nucleotide messenger RNA. RefSeq names its product MAX gene-associated protein-like. Lineage: Eukaryota; Metazoa; Chordata; Aves; Coraciiformes; Meropidae. The record is from RefSeq and is a predicted model, not a curated record. The annotation marks the transcript as partial. Gene Ontology annotation, biological process: cell fate specification; regulation of transcription by RNA polymerase II. Gene Ontology annotation, cellular component: MLL1 complex. The transcript is spliced from 4 exons. Gene Ontology annotation, molecular function: RNA polymerase II cis-regulatory region sequence-specific DNA binding; DNA-binding transcription factor activity, RNA polymerase II-specific.